Molecule: messenger RNA, 1287 nt
Organism: Cynara cardunculus var. scolymus (artichoke)
Lineage: Eukaryota; Viridiplantae; Streptophyta; Magnoliopsida; Asterales; Asteraceae
Product: probable glucuronoxylan glucuronosyltransferase F8H
Exons: 4
Coding region: 1-1287 (428 amino acids)
Molecular function (GO): glycosyltransferase activity
Source: RefSeq, a predicted model, not a curated record
AUGGAUAAUAUAUCCAAGUUAUCGAAGCAAAGGAAGGGAUUCUAUGUGAGGAUGAAGCUGUUACGGAGCAGACACGGAAAGGCAGAAAAUUAUUUCUUCUUCAGAUACUUCAAAUGGAUUCUCUGGGUUUCUCUCUCGUUUUACUUCUUUGCUACAUCCAUCGGUAACCACCGUCCGGCGACGCAAUUGGGCUCGAUCUCCGGUGUCCUCUCCCACGCUGCUGUCCGUCUGCAGCCCAGAUCUUUGAUGCAGUUGAGAGUGUACGUAUACGAACUUCCGUCCAAAUACAACAGCGAUUGGAUCUCAAACGAGCGGUGUGGCAACCAUUUAUUUGCGUCGGAGGUGGCCAUACACAAAGCAUUGCUUCACAGCCAAGUACGGACAUUUGAUCCAUCGGUGGCAAACUUCUUUUUCGUUCCCGUUUAUGUUUCAUGCAACUUUAGCACCGUUAAUGGCUUCCCGGAUAUGGUACAUGCACGUGGGCUUCUAUCGUCUGCAGUUGAGCUAAUCUCAUCGGAACUUCCUUUCUGGUACAGGAACAAUGGCUCCGACCAUAUCUUCGUCGCUUCUCACGACUACGGAGCUUGUUUCCAUGCCAUGGAAGGUAGAGCCGUUGCCGAAGGCAUACCGGAGUUCAUGAAGAAUUCGAUUGUGUUACAGACGUUCGGUGUUAAGUAUCACCACCCAUGCCAAGAUGCUGAGAAUAUCGUCAUCCCACCCUACGUCUCGCCGGAAAAAGUUCAGUCAAUAAUGUCAACGUUACCGAUCACUAGUCGUCGGGACAUUUUCGUGUUUUUCCGGGGAAAGAUGGAAGUCCACCCCAAGAAUGUCAGCGGUCAAUUUUACAGCAAGCGCGUGAGGACCCAGAUAUUGCGGAAAUAUGGGAAUGACCGGAGGUUUUACCUGAGGAGGAGACGGUUCUCCGGAUAUAUGUCGGAAAUCGUACGGUCGGUGUUUUGCUUGUGUCCACUCGGGUGGGCUCCGUGGAGUCCCAGACUCGUGGAAUCAGUGGCAUUGGGUUGCGUCCCGGUGAUUAUUGCGGAUGGAAUCCGGUUACCCUUCGGAGACGCAGUGCCCUGGUCGGAGAUAUCUCUCACAGUGGCGGAAAAGGACGUCGGGAAACUGGGCCGGAUACUUGAUCACGUGGCAGCCACGAACCUCUCGGCCAUCCAGCGAAACCUGAGGGACCCGAAGGUGCAGCGGGCCCUACUAUUUAAUGAUGACGUGGAAGAAGGUGAUGCCACGUGGCAGAUCUUAAUUGCUUUAUCUGAGAAACUGGCUAGAUAG